CCAAUCAGCGGCAAAUCAAGUACAUGUGCGUGCGUUGCUCUCCGCCCGCUUCUCGUAGUAGACCUUGUAGAUGUAAUUUACACUUUGAGGUUAUUUUUACUGACAAGUCUCAAUUUUUCACAAACUAAUCAAAUUGAUUUGUAAAAAUUGUAAGAAACUUACAGCUUCGUUAUGGAUACUUUAUCAACGGGUUCACUAAGCGGAGCACAAAAGGAAGAAUUGAUGGACCAAGUGAAGCAGCAAAUUGCCAUCGCAAAUGCACAGGAACUCCUCACUAAAAUGUCUGAGAAAUGUUUCAAGAAAUGUAUCAAUAAGCCGGGCACAGCUCUGGAUAACUCCGAACAGAAAUGUAUUGCUAUGUGCAUGGAUAGGUAUAUGGAUGCAUGGAACCUUGUUUCAAGAACAUACGGCAGUCGUAUUCAGCGGGAAAGGAACAAUAUGUGAACUCUAGUGGGUUGAUAAGCCACGCCACUGUAAAUAGAGAUGGUACAGUAGUUUUAUAGUAUGUUUUAAAUUAUGGGUUGCAGCACCCUGUCUGUUAAGUUGUAUUCAAUAAAUAAGCAUUAUGUUGCUGCUUAAUUUGACUCAAUGUUACAUAAGAAGGAUGAUUGAGUAACUAUACUUGCUUAUAAACCUUGAGGAUAUAACCUCCAUGGAAACAUAGUCAUAAUGUGAUUCAGUCUCAGAAAGCACUGCCAUCUUAUCAAAGUCGUUGAAACUGUAUAAUAUUGUAGAAAUUGAUUCAUUUCCAAGCAAUUAUUAUGCCACUCAAUAAGUACAAUAUUUAAAAAAUUACCUAAAUUACAAAUAACAGUGGCAGAAAGUGCUAAAGCAGAAUAUUUUGUCAAGUAAACUCUGUGAAACCUUGUUAAAAUAAAGUUACAAAUUGUUGUUUCA
Molecule: messenger RNA, 897 nt
Organism: Pectinophora gossypiella (pink bollworm)
Lineage: Eukaryota; Metazoa; Arthropoda; Insecta; Lepidoptera; Gelechiidae
Product: mitochondrial import inner membrane translocase subunit Tim13-like
Exons: 1
Coding region: 172-444 (90 amino acids)
Source: RefSeq, a predicted model, not a curated record